AUGAUGCUGAGGAAGGUCGCCCUUGUAAGCGGGCAUUCCCAGCUCGUAAUGGAGCAGACUUUCUACAUGGAGACUUCCUCAUGCGAGGGGGUGUCUUGCAGAAAGGAGAUCAUUGGGGCGAACGAGACUUUAGGAGUUGGGGCGGUCGAAGAGUGCUCGCACAACACAACCUACUGGCACGAAGACCUGGAUCAAAGGCUACCAGCUCCGACCGGGAAACAGCUGUUCGAGCUGGUGUACUCGUGUCGGAAACACGGCCCCGACGGGGAGGAGGUGGUGCUGACGUCACUGGAGGAGUGCGGGAUGGUGGCCGAGCCCUGCGUCGACGCCGGCACGAACCCCGGCAUCUCGGAGGUCACCUACCAGGUUGCGUUCGAGUUUGAGGCGCAGUCGUACGACGUUAGCGUGGACGUGAAGCUGUACUUCAACUACCUGAAGGCCGGCGACAAGUUUCACGCCAAGAGGUCGGAGAACGCCGUGCGCUGCUUGCUGAGCGAGACCUGCCACCGGAGAUGCGAGUCCGGAGAGUGGGGCUUUCCUGCCGAGCUGCGCGACAGCAUGGGCGACGGCUGGAACGCCGGGGGCAUCAACCUCUUCGACCACUUCCGGUUGGAAAGCCGCAGCGAGCUCACGGCCGAAGUCUCCGCGAUGAUGAGCUCCGAUGAGGCCAACACCACCGCGGCGACGACGGCGGCGGCCGCGGCCCGCAGAACCUCCUACCUCAACACCAUGCUAGGUGGCUCCGCCCGCACGGUGCCCCUCUGCCUGUCCGAAGGGGAAUACCUCUUUUCGACGCAGUUCCACACCCCGGGCCCCGGCGACCCCAGCCACGCCUUCGACGUCGCCGGCCGCCUCUUCUCCGAGUCGACCUGGACCUUCUGCGGGCACGAGGGAACCCUCGCGGACUAUACCCACGUCCGCGUGAACAACGGCUGGUUCGCCGGCGCCGCGGCCGGGGGCGCGGCGGGGGCUGGCGCCGCUGGCGGCGGCGCACCGAAUCCAGACGUCGAUGAGUUCGCCCCUUAG
Molecule: messenger RNA, 1026 nt
Organism: Ectocarpus siliculosus
Lineage: Eukaryota; Phaeophyceae; Ectocarpales; Ectocarpaceae
Source: the annotation of a GenBank genome assembly